CAGCCACUAGUCGAAUCGGCAGCGACGGGAGAGUGAGUCCGGGCGGAGUUUUCAUCAGCACCGGCGUCGACUGAGGGAUUACUGUUGCGGGAUCGGGUGCCACCAUGACCGGGCACAUUCUCGAUCCUACCCCUCUCUCUCAGCCUCACGAUCCGUUCCCGGGCCUUGGGAAGCUUUCUCUUUGCUGCGGAGAUUGGAAACGAUAAGGAACGUACGGGAAUCGCAAGCAAAUCAUUUUUGCUUUCUCUGUCCGGCUAUUUAAGGAGUGACAUUUAUAACCCCAAUAUGUUAGUUGUUGAUCCUUGGAGAUGAAGAGGUAUCUCAUUCCAUCUGGAAACAAGUUUUGUGUCUGUAGUGAAGUUUUAUGUGUAACUCUGUGCAAUCCACAGGAACCGGGGAGCUGAGAACCUAUCAGCACUUGUUCACUGGAGAUCAGUUCUUCAACUGCAUUGACUGUACGAGGCAGUCACUCUGUCUGACGUCUGACCUGGUGAAUUGCCAGCUGGGAUUAUCAUUCUCCUUCUCUCAGUCUGUGAUUCUGUCACUCAGCGAGCCGCAGACACAACGGUGAACAGAGGGGGGAGCCAGUUCACCUGCUCUGUGUGUGGGACAGGAUUGACACAGUCAUCCAGCCUGAAGAUACAUCAGCAAGUUCACAGCACAGUGAGAUGGUUCGCCUGUUCCGUCUGCGGGAAGAGAUUCAUUCAGUCAUCCUCGCCGACGAUACGUCAGAAAAUUCACAGCAGUGAGGGGCCGAUCGCUUGCUCCGUGUGUAGGAAGGGAUUCACUCACUCAGCCGAUCCAAAGAGACACCAGUGAGCUCACAAGGGACAAAGACUGUUCAGGUGUUCUGUAUGUGGAAAGAGAUUCACUCGGCCUUCCGAUCCGCCGACACACGGGUGUGUUCACUCUGGUGAGAGGCUGUUCACCUGUUCAGACUGUGGGAAGGGUUUGACUCGGUUAUCUGACCUGUUGGCACACCUGUUCGUUCACACUGGGGAGAUGCUGUUCACCUGCUCAUACUGUGGGAAGGGAUUCAAUCGAUCGUCUGCCCUGUUGGUACAUCAGCGAGUUCACACUGGGGAGAGACCGUUCACCUGCUCAGUGUGUGGAAAAGGAUUUACUCAAUCAUCUAACCUAUUGACACAUCAGCGAGUUCACACUGCGAAGAGGCUGUUCACCUGCUCAGACUGUGGCAAGAAAUUCACUCGAUCAUCUAAUCUACAAAAACAUCAGCAAGUUCACAAAGGGGACAGGUCGUUCGCCUGUUCGGACUGUGGGAAGGGAUUCACUCGAUCAUCUCACCUGCACAGACACCAGCGACUUCACACUGGGGAGAGGCCGUUCACCUGCUCAGACUGCGGGAAGGGAUUCACUCAAUCAUCCGACCUACUGGCACACCAGCGAGUUCACACUGGGGAGAGGCCGUUCUCCUGCUCAUUGUGUGGGAAAGGAUACACUCAGUCAUCUCUACUGAAGGUACAUCAGCGAAUUCACACUGGGGAGAGGCCAUUCAUCUGCUCAGACUGUGGGAAGGGAUUCACUCAAUUAUCUCACCUACAGGCACACCAGCGAGUUCACACUGGGGAGAGGCCAUUCACCUGCUCGGAGUGUGGGAAGGGAUUUACUCAGUCAUCUGCCCUAUUGGUACACCAGCGAGUUCACACCGGAGAGAAGCCAUUCACCUGCUCAGACUGUGGGAAGGGGUUCACACAAUCAUUUGAUCUACAGGCACACAAGUCAGUUCACACUGGCAGGUGGCCAUACACCUGCUCAGACUGUGGGAAGGGAUUCAUCACUCCAUCUAAGCUGAAGAUCCACCAGCGGGUUCACACAGGGGAGAGGCCGUUCACCUGCUCCGACUGUGGGAAGGGAUUCACUUGGUCAUCUGACCUAUUGGUACACCAGCAAGUUCACAGUGGGGAGAGGCCAUUCACCUGUCCAGACUGUGGGAAGCGAUUCACUCAGUCAUCUCAACUACAGACACACCAGCGAGUUCACAUGGUAGAGAGGCCGUUCACCUGCUCGGACUGUGGGAAGGCAUUCACUCAGUCAUCCCACCUGAAGACACACCGGCGAGUUCACACCGGGGAGAGUCCGUUCACCUGUUCAGAGUGUGGGAAGGGAUUCACAAAGUCACGUGACCUGCAGGGACAUCAGCGAGUUCACACUGGGGAGAGGCCAUUCACCUGCUCCGAGUGUGGGAAGGGAUUCACUCGAUCAUCUGUGUUGUUGGCACACCAGCGGCUUCAUACUGGGGAGAGACCAUUCACCUGUCCAGACUGUGGGAAGCGAUUCACUCGAUCGGGUGACCUACAGGCACACCAGUUAGUUCACACUGAGGAGAGGCCAUUCUCCUGUUUGGUGUGUGGGAAGCGAUUCACUCGGUCACGGGACCUACAGACCCACCGGCGAAUUCACACUGGGGAGAAGCCAUUCACCUGUUCAGUGUGUGAGAAGGGAUUCGCUCAGUUAUCUUCCCUGCAGUCACACCAGCGAGUUCACACUGAGAGGAGACCGUUCACCUGCGCUGACUGUGGGAAGGGAUUCACUCGAUCACGUGACCUACAGACACACCAGCGAGUUCACACUGAGAAGAGACCGUUCACCUGCUCAGACUGUGGGAAAGGAUUCACUCAAUCAUCUAAAUUGAAGGUACAUCAGCGAGUUCACACAGGGGAGAGGGCAUCCAGCAGCUAAGAAUAUGGGAGUGGGUUCACCUGGCCUUCUGGCAGUUUGACACGUCAGUUAACACUGGGGAGAGACUGCUCACCUGCUCAGACUGUGGGAGGGGAUUCAUUCAACCAUCAGCGAGUUCACACCGGGGAGUGGCCAAACAGCUACUCUGACUGUGAGAAGGGAUUUACUAGGCCAGCUAAACUAAAGGAGUUAACGCAGGGGAGAAGUUGUUCACCUGCUCUCGCUGUGGGAAGGAUUGACUUGAUCACCUAAUCUAUUGGCACAUCAAUCAGUUCACACUGUGGAUGGCAUCGGUUCCAUCUGCAGGAAGGCUUCCACCCAGUCAUCUACCUGUAGACACACCGGCCAGUUCAGCCCGGGCAGAAGCUGUUCUGUUCCGUGUGUGUGAAGGGAUUCACUCACGCUAUGGAGUUCACACUGGGGAAAGGUUUCAGUAAGCUACAAUAAUCCAGGGGCAAGUUGGUGUCGAAUUAUUACUGCUGCUCAUCAAACCCAGGUCUGCACCCUGGUCACCGGGAAUGGGAGGAGUUUCUUCUGAUGUUCGCAUUGAAUGGGACUGGAAUUUCUGUGAUAAAUAAAUCAGUUCCAUUUUUAAACUCCAUCUCGGGCACGCAGUGAAUCUACAACACUCCCAGUGUGAAGUAGGCGGCCAAAUCCAGCUGGUCCCUCCCCGUAUUUCUGUUCCAUGACAGUCCAUCCGUGCUGUUCACCUCUCGCUGACCCUGUGAUGGCGAUCCAGUCACCAGCCUGUGGGUGAGAACCCUGUCCCCGGACUUCCUGCACGGCAUUCUGCCGACUGACUGCAGUUUUGUCGGAAGUGUUUGUCCCUCAAAUCUCUGGGCCGAGGAGGAAUGACAUUGGUAGUUAAUCACCUUACUCCCUGCCCAUUUCAAAGUUAUGGGGGCUGUUUUCACUGCUGCUGAAAGGGCCGUGUCUCAUACGGCUGUGGGCUUGGAACACACCACUGUAGUCUAAAGCCAGGAAGCAGAACAAGGAGCCGUCAGCUGGAUGCCCAGUGGAGCAGAGACAGGUCCGCACAGGGCAGAGUUUUGGCCUCUGGACAGCGGUAAGAGUGAGAGAAUAUGAUGAGAAGGGAAACAGCGGGGUGCGGGCGGGAAGGUGGCAUUGGCACUGGAUGACACAGUAGCAAUGUUUGGAAGGUUAUUGCGGAGAAAAUCGAAUAGGUUUACUUUGACUGGACACAUACAAUGCUUGUUGACACGGAGUACACUGCUUGUGGAAACUCGCUGUGACAAGUGAGUUCUCACUAAAAUAUUGACUGGAUUGGUGCCAUUUGGCAGAGGGGAGGCGGUGCUUGUAAAUGCUUUGAAUGGUGCUGCUCUUACCCAUAAGUCUCUGAGCUUAAGAAUAUACUGUCACUGAAUCCAGCGCAGAAGUGCUGAAAGGCGCGCGUGCGUUUGGUGGAGAAACAGCUCCGGGAAUCCGGGAAUGGGUUUGCUGGACCCCCCAGGCACAGCGGAGAUCUUGCUGUCUAGAGCUAAGGAUUUGGGAGUUGCACAGAAAUAGAAUUCUGUCUUUAUUGGGCUUGAAGAACCGAUAAUAUAUCCCGACUGGUAAGUGCACAGUGGGGAAAGUUCAUUCGACUGCUCUGUCUAUGGGAAGGACUGUAUUCAGUCUCCUAACAUACAGGAACACCAGUGAGUUCUCGCUGUGGAGAGGCAAAUCACCUGCUCGUAGUGUAGGAAGGGAUUCCACCUCAUGAGGUGACACUGAGAGGCAACAUACCUCUCCUGUGUGAGCAAAGAGCUUUAGUCCAUCAUCCCACUGGCCCAAGCACCAGCAAGUUUGCACGGCAGGGUGGGGGGGGCGGGUUUGAACCAUCAGGAUUGCUGAACCUAGUUGCGAGUUCAAGAGUGACGGAUUAUGCAAUUAUUGCUGCUACCUC
Mobula hypostoma (lesser devil ray) is the source of this 4606-nucleotide messenger RNA. Its product is annotated as zinc finger protein 585A-like. Bases 1003 to 2700 code for a protein of 565 amino acids. Lineage: Eukaryota; Metazoa; Chordata; Chondrichthyes; Myliobatiformes; Myliobatidae. The transcript has 2 exons. The record is from RefSeq and is a predicted model, not a curated record.